Messenger RNA from Gavia stellata (red-throated loon), 2575 nucleotides. It is a transcript of the gene ARHGAP17, whose product is annotated as Rho GTPase activating protein 17. NCBI's taxonomy places the organism in Eukaryota, Metazoa, Chordata, Aves, Gaviiformes, Gaviidae. Gene Ontology annotation, biological process: regulation of Rac protein signal transduction; regulation of actin cytoskeleton organization; signal transduction. Gene Ontology annotation, molecular function: GTPase activator activity; protein binding. The transcript is spliced from 21 exons. The record is from RefSeq and is a predicted model, not a curated record. Bases 1 to 2535 code for a protein of 844 amino acids. Gene Ontology annotation, cellular component: intracellular anatomical structure; cytoplasm; cytosol.
AUGAAGAAGCAGUUCAACCGGAUGAAGCAGCUGGCCAACCAGACCGUCGGCAGGGCUGAGAAAACAGAGGUACUCAGUGAAGACCUGUUGCAGAUCGAGAGACGUCUUGACACUGUGAGAUCUGUUUGCCACAUUGCACAGAAGCGAUUAAUUGCGUGUUUUCAGGGCCAGCAUGGUACAGAUCCUGAUAAGAGACAUAAAAAACUCCCUCUAACAGCCCUUGCUCAAAAUAUGCAAGAAGGAUCUGUCCAGCUAAGUGAUGAAACUCUGUUGGGGAAAAUGCUGGAUACAUGUGGUGAUGCAGAGAAUAAACUGGCAAUGGAGCUCUCUCAGCAUGAAGUACAGAUCGAAAGAGAAGUUUUAGAUCCACUAUGUCUACUAACAGAGACAGAGAUCCCGAACAUUCAGAAGCAGAGGAAACAGCUUGCAAAGCUGGUGUUGGACUGGGAUUCUGCAAGAGGAAGAUAUAACCAAGCCCAGAAGACUUCAGGAGCAAAUUUUCAAGUGCAUCCUUCAAAAAUAGAAUCUCUUAAGGAAGAGAUGGAUGAAGCUGGAAAUAAAGUAGAACAAUGCAAGGAUCAACUAGCAGCAGACAUGUAUAACUUUGUGUCCAAAGAAGGGGAAUAUGCUAGAUGUUUUGUUAUGUUAUUAGAAGCACAAGCAGAUUACCAUAGAAAAGCAUUAGCAGUCAUAGAAAAGGUCCUACCCGAAAUUCAAGCCCAUCAAGACAAAUGGACUGAAAAACCAGCUUUUGGAACUCCAUUAGAAGAGCACCUCAAGCGCAGUGGCCGUGAAAUUGCAGUCCCUAUUGAAGCCUGUGUAAUGAUGCUUUUGGAAACGGGAAUGAGAGAGGAGGGCUUAUUCAGAAUUGCUGCUGGAGCCUCCAAGUUAAAAAAGCUGAAAGCUGCCUUGGACUGUUCAACUUCCCAGCUUGACGAAUUUUAUUCUGAUCCCCAUGCUGUUGCAGGUGCCUUGAAAUCCUACUUGCGAGAGUUGCCAGAACCUUUAAUGACCUACAGUCUAUAUGAAGAAUGGACACAAGCUGCAAAUAUUCAGGACCAGGAUAAGAAGCUACAAGAGUUAUGGAGAAUUUGUAACAGAUUACCUAAGCAUUAUCAUGCUAAUUUCCGGUAUUUAAUCAAAUUUUUAGCAAAGCUUGCACAGAACAGCGAUGUUAACAAAAUGACACCCAGCAAUGUUGCAAUAGUCUUGGGGCCCAACUUGUUAUGGGCAAAGAAUGAAGGAUCCCUUGCUGAAAUGGCAGCAGCAACUUCAGUCCAUGUGGUAGCAGUUAUUGAGCCAAUUAUUCAACAUGCAGAUUGGUUCUUCCCUGGAGAUCAAGAUUUCAAUGUGUCUGGGGCAUUUGUUGCAAUUCCUGCUGUUAAUUCAAAUCACUUGUCACACACUGGGAGUGAAUAUGAAUCUGGGACACUGGAACGGAAGAGGCCUGUUAGUAUGACUGUAAUGGAAGGGGAUUUAUUGAAGAAGGAAAGCUUUGGUGUCAAGGUUAUGGACUUCCAAGCGAAUCCUCGGAGAUGUGGCACUAUAAAUAGAAAGCACACAUCCCCUGCUUUCCAGCCACCACUUCCACCCACGGAGGCUGGCGUGCUGGCUCAUUCUGGAGCGGAGCAGCACUCACAAGCUUCUGUGGCUGAAACAAGCCCAGUGGGUGCUGGUUUUGCUCUCUCUGCUGGCACAGCAGAACAGUUACAAAGUCAAGGAAAUGAGGAUGUCAGUACGUCAAAAUCUAAGGACAACACGUCUUCAGCUACUCCUCCACCUGUGAGAAAUGGCGGGCAUGCGGGCACUGUCCAGAACCAGUCAACAAGCAGCACUAAUCAGCUUUCUGUUAAUCAGCCACAGAAUGCAGCAGGUCCCAGUCCCCAUUCAAUGAGGAGAGCUGUUAAGAAGCCUGCGCCGGCCCCUCCCAAGCCAGCCAACCCACCGCCGGGGCAGCCAGGAAGCCAAAGUUCUGCCCCAGCUCUUCAGCCACCUUCUGUCUCUCCAAAACCACCUGCUAGAAGUUCUUCUCCUCCUGCUCAAAAUGCAAACCAAGGAGCAGCUCAGACCUCCACUUCCCAGGUUUCUGCACCUCGGAGAUACUCCAGCAGCCUUUCCCCAAUACAAGCUCCCAGCCAUCCACCACCACAGCCCCCAACACAGGCUACUCCUCCACUGCAGCCCAAAUCAAACAGUCAAGCGUCUCCUCCUGCUGCACCCAGCAGUGAGCAUGGACCAGAGCAGCCCUGUUACACUCCUCCGCAGACUCCAACACCACCUGACACCCCCCCUCUAGGAAAACAUAAUGCUAGUUCCCCAUCGUCACAGCCAUCUACUCAAGAAACCUCCCAGUCUCCCUCUCCACCUCAGAGUGGGACGCUGCCGAGGCCGCGGCCAGUACCAAAACCCAGAAAUAGACCUAGUGUUCCCCCUCCGCCUCAUCCUCCUUCUCAGCUGGCUGGAGAUGGGAUUAUUGCAAAUCCCACGCAAACAGCUUCCAAAAUAGUAACAGGUGGGGAAGGUUACUGCGAAUAAGACUCUAAUUCCAGUGUUCAAGAACCACUUCAAAACCCUU